Molecule: messenger RNA, 5805 nt
Organism: Nyctereutes procyonoides (raccoon dog)
Lineage: Eukaryota; Metazoa; Chordata; Mammalia; Carnivora; Canidae
Gene: LVRN
Product: laeverin
Exons: 20
Coding region: 191-3232 (1013 amino acids)
Biological process (GO): proteolysis; peptide catabolic process
Cellular component (GO): cytoplasm
Molecular function (GO): peptide binding; metalloaminopeptidase activity; zinc ion binding
Source: RefSeq, a predicted model, not a curated record
CCUGGAUCUGAUUAGCUGGGGGGGGGAAGCCGUGGUCCCGACCGCUCGCUCCUGUCUCCCGAGCUCCUCGAGGCAAGGAGGAGACAGGGAGGAGGGACGGCACAGAGGAAGAGCGGGGGUCCCAUCACUCGCACCCCGGUCGAGGCCGUCUGCCGGCGGCUCUCGGCUCGCGCUCGCCCGGGGCCCAGCCAUGGGGCCCCCUUCCAGCUCCGGCUUCUACGUGAGCCGCGCGGUGGCCCUGCUGCUGGCGGGGCUGGCGGCCGCGCUCCUGCUGGCGCUGCUGGUGCUCGCCGCCCUGUACGGCCGCUGCGCGCGCGUCCCGCCGUCGGAGCUCCGCCACCGCGGGCGCCCGGACGCCGCGCCCUCCCCGACCCGCUCGCCGGGGCAGCCUCUGCCCACCGGGCAGACCCGCCCCAGUCGUGAGCCCGCGGGGACGGCCGCCCCGGGCACCUGGCGACCCCCGGGGCCCUGGGACCAGCUGCGCCUGCCGCCCUGGCUCGUGCCGCUGCACUACGAGCUGGAGCUGUGGCCCCGGCUGCGGCCAAACGAGUCCUGGGCUUCGACGUUGACCUUCACCGGCCGCGUGAACAUCACGGUGCGCUGCACGGUGGCCACCGCGCGGCUGCUGCUGCACAGCCUCUUCCUGGACUGUGAGAGGGCGGAGGUGCGGGGUCCUCUCCCCUCCGGCGCGGAGGACCGCACGGUGGGCCGCGUGCCCGUGGACGACGUGUGGUUCGCCUCGGACAUGCAGUACAUGGUGCUGGAGCUCGGCGGGACCCUGCAGCCCGGGAGCCGCUAUGAGCUGCAGCUCAGCUUCUCUAGCCUGGUGUACCAGGACCUCAGGGAGGGACUCUUCUUCAACGUCUACACGGACCAGGGCGAGCGCAGGGCCCUGUUAGCAUCUCAGAUGGAACCAACAUUUGCCAGAAGUGUUUUUCCUUGUUUUGAUGAGCCAGCUCUAAAGGCAACUUUUAAUAUUACAAUUAUUCAUCACCCAAGCUAUGUGGCCCUUUCUAAUAUGCCAAAACUAGGUCAGUCUACCAAGAGAGAUGUGAAUGGAAGCAUGUGGACCAUUACCACCUUUUCCACCACGCCCCCCAUGCCAACUUACUUAGUGGCGUUUGCCAUAUGCGACUAUGAUCAUGUCGACAGAACCGAAAGGGGCAAGCAGAUACGCAUCUGGGCCCGGAAAGACGCCAUCACAAACGGAAAUGCAGACUUUGCUUUGAACAUCACAGGUCCCAUCUUCUCUUUUCUGGAAGAUUUAUUUAAUAUCAGUUACCCUCUUCCUAAAACAGAUAUAAUUGCCUUGCCUACUUUUGACAACAGUGCCAUGGAAAAUUGGGGACUAUUGAUAUUUGAUGAGUCAUUAUUGUUGAUGCAACCAAAUGAUCAAGUAACAGACAAAAAGGCUGUGAUCUCCUUCAUUCUCUCCCACGAGAUUGGACAUCAGUGGUUUGGAAAUUUGGUUACCAUGAAUUGGUGGAACGAUAUCUGGCUCAAAGAGGGCUUUGCAUCUUAUUUUGAAUUUGGAAUAAUUAACUACUUCAAUCCUGAAUUCCCAAGAAAUGAGAUCUUUUUUUCUAACAUUUUACAUAAUGUCCUCAGUGAAGAUCACGCCCUGGUGUCUAGAGCUGUGUCCUUGAAGGUGGAAAAUUUCACAGAAACCAGUGAAAUAAAUGAGCUCUUUGACUUAUUUACUUACAACAAGGGAGCAUCUUUGGCCCGAAUGCUUUCCAGCUUCCUGAAUGAGAAUUUAUUUAUCAGUGCACUCAAGUCAUAUUUGAAGACAUUUUCUUACUCAAAUGCUGAGCAAGAUGAUCUAUGGAGGCAUUUUCAAAUGGUCAUAGAUGAUCAGAAUAAAAUUCUUUUGCCAGCAACAGUAAAAAGCAUAAUGGACAGCUGGACACACCAGAGUGGUUUUCCAGUCAUUACCUUAAAUGUGUCCACUGGCGUCAUCAAACAGGAGCCAUUUUAUCUUGGGAAAGUUAAGAACGAGACUCUCCUAACCCACAAUGACACAUGGAUUAUACCUAUUCUCUGGAUAAAAAGUGGAACUACACAGUCUCUGGUCUGGCUAGAUAAAAGCAGCAAAAUAUUCCCUGAAAUGAAAGUUUCAGCUUCGGAUCAUGACUGGGUGAUUCUAAAUUUAAAUGUGACUGGAUAUUACAGGGUUAACUAUGAUCAGUUAGGUUGGAAGAAGCUAAAUCAACAGCUUGAAAAAGAUCCUAAGAGCAUUCCUGUUAUCCACAGGCUGCAGCUGAUUGAUGAUGCCUUUUCCUUGUCUAAAAACAAUUAUAUUGAGAUUGAAACAGCACUUGAUUUAACCAAGUACCUUGCUGAAGAAGAUGAAAUCAUAGUGUGGUAUGCAGUCUUGAUGAACCUGAUAACCAAGGAUCUUGUUUUUGAUGUGAACAGCUAUGAUAUGUACCCAUUAUUAAAGAAGUAUCUAUUAAAGAGACUUAUCUCAAUAUGGAAUAUGUAUUCAACUGUGAUUCGUGAAAACAUGGCAACAUUACAAGAUGACUAUUUAGCCCUAGUAGCCCUGGAAAAACUUUUUGAAACUGCGUGCUGGUUGGGCCUUGAAGACUGUCUUCAGUUGUCAAGAGAGCUCUUCAAAAACUGGGCAAACCAUCCAGAGAAUGAAAUACCUUCUCCGAUUAAAAGUGUGAUUUUAUGUUAUGGCAUCGCCUUGGGAAGUGAUGAAGAAUGGGACUUUUUGUUAAAUAUGUACGCUAAUAAAACAAAGGAAGAAGAAAGGAUUCAACUUGCUUAUGCAAUGAGUUGCAGUAAAAACCCAUGGAUACUUAACAGAUACAUGGAGUACGCCAUUACUGCAUCUCCUUUCACUUUUAAUGAAACAAAUAUAAUUGAAGUUGUGGCAGCAUCUGAAGUUGGCCGGUACAUUGCAAAGGACUUUUUAGUCAACAAUUGGCAAGCUGUGAGUAAAAGGUAUGGAACACAAUCACUGGUUACUCUAAUGUAUAUAAUAGGGAGAACCAUAAGUACAGAUUUACAGAUCACAGAGGAGGCAAACGUGGCUCCAGGCUUAUGUCAUCCUCAGUGCCCUCAGUUGCAGAAGGAAGAGUCCUUGCUCACCCAAGUUCAAGUCCCAGCCCUGUGGAAUGACUCUGGUUGUGGUCCUACUUGGGUCACUUGUAUCACUGCGGUGGGAGUGGAUCACGUGCCCACUCUGGAGCCAGCCCCACCCAAACCACAGGCCCUGGGAUAGGGGAGGAGUAGUUUUGGAAAGAAAAAGGGGAUCCUAUAACCAGAAAGCAAGCUAAAGGGCCAAAAAAAAUAUCUAUUAAACACAACCUCUCUACACUUAGUAGCAGAUAAAAUGAGACAGAUUUACACCAACAAACACUGGCAAACACUUGAGCAACCAGAACUCUCUUUUUCUGCCGUUGGGUGAGAAGGUACAUGGUACAUGGUACAACUACUCUGGAAAAUAGACGGUGUUUUAAAAUGUUAUUUAGACACAUAUGACCUAACCAUUCUAUUUUUAGGUUUUUACUCGAGGAAUUAAAACUAUAUCCAUGCAAAGACUUGUACAUGAAGGUUCACAGCAGCUUUAUUCACAUUAGCCAAAAUCUGGAAACCAUCCAAACAUCCAUCAAUAGGUGAAUAGAUAAGGAAAAUGUUAUAAUAUAUCCACACCAGGGAAUACUAUCCCACAAUUAAAAAAAAAGAAUUUGUGUAAUAACAUGGAUAUAUCUCAAGAUGAUUAUGCUGAGAUAAAAAAAAAAAACAGAUACAUUCUAGGAAAUGCCAGAUAUCAUCUCUAGUGACAAAAGGCAGCUUGGUGAUUGCCUGGGAUAGAGGGAGAGCUGGAUUGCGAAGGAAUCUGUGGGUGGUGGAAGUGUACUUUACUGUAUCUUGACCGUGGCUAUGUGUUUCACGGGUGUAUACAGUGAUCACAAUUCACUCACUUGUACACUUCAAGAGAAUUCAGUUUUUUGUCCAUCAAUUUCAUCUCAGUUGAUUUCAGUAAAUGUUUUUGAAAAAAAAUGCAUGAGUGCAAAUUAAACAUGUGGCCCAGAACUAUAUUAAUACAAACCAGAAAGGGCCUGUGUAAAUAAGACAGGAAAAUCAAUUGCUUCUUGGCCUUUUGGCUGAGAUCAGGUGUGGUAUCUGUUGUUAACAGCUUAAUAUCUAAUACAUUCUCCAUCCAAUAAUAUAUCACAUGGCUUUUUGGAGCAGGGAGAUGGAAUAGGAGCUUGCUCCAUCCACUUCACAAAUCAACCUGGUUUAAAAAAAAAGAAAAGGAAAGGAAAAUCAACUCCUCUGCCCCAGCAAAUAAAACAAAAAACAUGUAGGUCACAGAGUCCUGAAGUUUGAUCCUGAGCCAAAAUAAAAAAGAGAGAAGCAGUCAGCUAUGUAGUUAUUAUUAUGAGAGAGGAAGAAUCAGUAAUUCCUAAAGGAAUUAUCUCUGUGUGGGUUUUGGCCUGCUUGAGAUUGAGCUUCAGGGACCUGAUUUAUCAGGGAUUCCGUGGACAGGAGAGUGAAGGGCAUACCCAAACAUGCCCGAAGGAAGGAAAGCUCCAGAACAGAGGCUGAGUUUGUGUUGGCAUCUCCUGAAGAGCAUCAGGUCAUCUCUGUGUCUACAGAACCUGGUGAGGUGUUUUUGCUGUUUAAUGAAUGAACGAGGUGCAUAAAAAUUUAGCAGUCCCCAAAGUUCCAAAAAACUCUAUAAUCACUGAUAGUUUCUUUUUAAAAAAAUAAUGUAAAAAUAUGUUUAGCAGUGGUAGCAUUUUUGCCAUUUUGAAAACAAGUAAAUUAGCUACUAUGAAUAUCCUUGUCAAAAACUUUUUAAUCACCAAGAAUCCUGCCAUGAUCUAUAUGUUCACGUGAUCAUAUCGAAAAUAAUUAUUAAAAAGAAAAUGAAAAGUUACAUUAGUCCUUUCUGCCUCUAGAGCAGCACGGAGACUAUACACUCUCUGCAGCUCUUGCUUGGGUCUGCAUACUCACCGGGCUGGAGCCUGGCCUCACGCUCUCCAGCACACGCAAAGCCCCACCGACCAUCCCACAAACCCCAAAUCCCCUCCCACACACCUGCACUGUAGAGGGCUGUGGGUGGGAGGUUCCCACUGCAGGCAGAUGUGGGCAGGUGUGGGAGAGGGCUGGAGACUGGUUCCUGGUUCCUUAGCCUACUCUGUCCUGGAAACUUACUUUUCUUUUACAUGGUAAUUAGGUUAGAUGGCCCUAUUACUUCUCAAUUUCAAGUACAUUAGGGUUUAAGUGACAUUUUGUGAGCUGGUAUAGGUACACUGUCAUCUCAUGUUCUAAAUUCUAAUCCAGGAAAAUUGUGGUUUCCUCAAAAAGUUAAAAAUAAAACUCCCUUAUGGUCCAGCCAUUGCACUACUAGACAUUUACCCAAAGGAUAAAAAAAAUACAGAUCCAAAGGGUACAUGCACCCCAAUGUUUAUAACAGCAUUAUUAACAAUAGCCAAACUGUGGGAAGAGCCCAAAUGUCCACUGACUGAUGAAUGGAUAAAAGAGGUGGUGUGUGUGUGUGUGUGUGUGUGUGUGUGUGUGAUGGAAUAUUACUCAGCCAUCAAAAAGAAUGAAAUCUUGCCAUUUGCGACCGCAUGAAUGGAGCCAGAGUGGAUUAUGCUAAGCGAAAUAAGUUAGAGAACAACACAUAUGGUAUGAUUUCACUCAUGUGGACUUUAAGAAAGAAAACAGAUGAACAUAUGGUAAGGAAAAAAAGAGAGAGGAAAGUAAAUCAUGAGAGACUCUUAACAAUAGAGAACAAACUGAGGGUUGAUGGCGGGAGGUGUGGGGGGGAUGGGCUAAAUG